UUUGAUCUGCCUACUUAGUAACUUACUAGAUCUAGAUCUAGAUCUAGACUCUAGUACUAGUCAAGUCCUCUAGUCUGUCUAGAAUCUAGAUUCUAGAAUCUUGUAGAAUAUCUAUUAGAAUCUAGAAGAUCUAGAUUAGAUCUACACAUUGGGUCAUUGGCGUGAAUACCGAUAUUUUUAGACGAUUAGAUGUAGACUCUAAUGGACACCAGCGAGAAAAGUCAUUUGGACUAUUUGAGAGCAAAAGAGACAAAAGUUUGAUUCCUGUGAAUGGUUGCGCUCAUGGAGACAGAGGAUGUAGAAAUGAGGAGAGGAACAUUGGAGAGGUCACCAGAUGGUCAUGAUAAGAUUGGGGCUACGCUUGAAGCUCGUCCCAACAAGGAUGGUAUGGCUAUCAAAAGAAAUCUGAAAGGGAAACCAAAGCCACUUUACUUCUGGAAUGGGGCAGAUGUCAACAAGUGGCUGAGGAAACAUGGUGGUCACUACUACGAGUUGUAUGGAGAUAUCUGGAGCAGGCAUGAAGUCACAGGUCGUACACUAAUUAGAAUGAAUGAAAUCAAGUUGGAAAAGAUGGGAAUACUCGAUGCAACACAUAAGCAUGAUUUAAUGCAGUUCAUAUUGAGGCUCCGUCUGAAGCACGAAAUGUCUGAUAUUCGUGGUCUGAAUCAGCGAGGGUCUGGUUUUGAAUUGAAGUUGCCAGAGACCAGACAAUCCUCCAUGGAUAAAUCUCCAUUACUGGGAUAGCUAUUAUUGACUGGUCACCACCAUAUUAUGGCCAUAUUGUCCAUAUUGACUGUGUCACCACCAUAUUGGCUGGAUCACCACCAUGUUGACAUGUUGACCAUGUCACCACCAUAUUGACUGUGUCACCACCAUAUUGACUGUGUCACCGACUGUGUCACCACCAUAUUGACUGUCACCACCAUAUUGACUGUGUCACCACCAUAUUGACUGAAUCACCUCCAAAUGUUUGCCUAUUCUUACUUGUUAUACAAUUGUACAUUUUAUAGAAAACUAGACCUUCAAGAAAAACAUAACACCAUGUUGGACACUAGGAUCAGUAGAAAAAGUGAAAUAAAAAUGUUUAGCUUUUCCUAUUAGUUUCAUAAUGACAAGACUAUAGUAAUAUGUAAAGCAUGAACAGCCAACCACAUUCAACACAAUCCCACAAUUGGUCUUUUACCUGGACAGUAAACUUUUACCUGGACACUGUCUUAUAGUAAACUUUUACCUGGACAGUAAACUUUUACCCGGACAGUAAACUUUUACCUGGACACUGUCUCACAGUAAACUUUUACCUGGACAGUAAACUUUUACCUGGACACUGUCUUACAGUAAAAUUUUACCUGGACAGUAAACUUUUACCUGGACACUGUCUUACAGUAAACUUUUACCUGGACAGUAAACUUUUACCUUGACACUGUCUUACAGUAAACUUUUACCUGGACAGUAAACUUUUACCUGGACACUGUCUUACAGUAAACUAUUACCUGGAUGCUGUCUUACAGUAAACUUUUACCUGGACACUGUCUUACAGUAAACUUUUACCUGGAUGCUGUCUUACAGUAAACUUUUACCUGGACAGUAAACUUUUACCUGGACAGUAAACUUUUACCUGGACAGUAAACUUUUACCUGGAUGCUGUCUUACAGUAAACUUUUACCUGGACAGUAAACUUUUACCUGGACAGUAAACUUUUACCUGGACAGUAAACUUUUACCUGGACAGUAAACUUUUACCUGGACAGUAAACUUUUACCUGGAUGCUGUCUUACAGUAAACUUUUACCUGGACAGUAAACUUUUACCUGGACAGUAAACUUUUACCUGGACAGUAAACUUUUACCUGGAUGCUGUCUUACAGUAAACUUUUACCUGGACAGUAAACUUUUACCUGGACAGUAAACUUUUACCUGGACAGUAAACUUUUACCUGGAUGCUGUCUUACAGUAAACUUUUACCUGGAUGCUGUCUUACAGUAAACUUUUACCUGGACAGUAAACUUUUACCUGGAUGCUGUCUUACAGUAAACUUUUACCUCUAUGCUGUCUUACAUUCAAUUGAAUAUUUUUAUUCUUUCAUUGAAAGCAACUAAAUUUUAAGGUAAUUUAUUGGACUUGUGUUGGUUGAUUUGUUUUACCCUGUCAGUGUAGAAAACGUGUACAUAUUUAUGUACUAUUGAUAUUUGUAUGUGUAUAAAGAUUUCAGCUGUUAAACCCCUCAAAUAAAUCAUCUUUGGAUUGCCUCU
Physella acuta is the source of this 2246-nucleotide messenger RNA. Its product is annotated as sterile alpha motif domain-containing protein 10. Gene Ontology annotation, biological process: cell surface receptor protein tyrosine kinase signaling pathway. Gene Ontology annotation, cellular component: cytoplasmic side of plasma membrane. NCBI's taxonomy places the organism in Eukaryota, Metazoa, Mollusca, Gastropoda, Physidae. Gene Ontology annotation, molecular function: protein binding. The record is from RefSeq and is a predicted model, not a curated record.